AAGGAGUCCAGUUUUAAACUGUCUACUUUUUUUUUAAGAAAAAAAAAAAAUUCAAAUACAGUUUGGAGACGAGUAAAAUAAUAUUAUUUGAAGCAACAAAAAUUAUUACGGGAGUAUAUAUUGUUUUAAGCUUUAUAGUUGAGAGUUUGUUUCCAAAACAUUAGUUUGAAGCGUCAUCAAUUUAAUUCACUACAAUACCUCAGAAAUUCAAUUUUAUUUUUUUCCCCCACUUUUUAGAAGACAAAAACAAAACAAAUAUAAAUACAGUGUUUGGGAACACAAAACAAGUUAUAAAAAUAUAUUUCAAAUUACAAUUGCAAACAACAAAUUGAUGCAGAAGAACUUUUUAUGUAGAACCACCUACAAAAAGAUUGAAAAUCCGGUGUGCUUUCGAAAAUGUACGUAGGUAGAAAAAAGCGAACUGACCUACACUUGCAAAUACUUGCUGUAUUGUCUUUCAUCUUAUUAAUCACUCCUCUGCAGGCAGCGGCUAUACUUACUUCAAAAUCAUCAGUUUAUAACAACUCCACGAGUACAGCGUCACCUACAACUAAUUCCUUAUAUAAACAAAUGACUGAAUGCGAAAGAUCUUUGCAUUUCAACUGUGCACUUAAACUUGGUACCUUGAAAAGUUUGAUGGUAGAAUGCAAUUCUAAAGAUCUGGAAAUUUGUUUAACCGAGCAUAUUACCAAAUCUAUUUGUCAAGUUGAAGAUCCUGAUACUCUGCAUACUAUUAAAGAACUCCUAAAUGAUAUUAAAAGGAGAUUUUUGAAGAAAAAAAAGUGCGGGAAUAUUGAAUUUUUGCAAAAUCUUCACAACUAUUUUAAAGUACUGGGAGAAAGCAUUGAAAAUGAGCAUGCAAAAAUGGUAGAAUAUUCAGGUUCGGGAGAUUUUACAGAUGACAAUGAAGAUGACGAUGAAAAAGGAGAACCCGUAAAAGGUGACUCUGAUAAAGUUUCAUCAAUACAAAAAAAUCAAAGUACUAUAUCAAAAGAUAUAUUAUUUUGGAGAGAGACAGCAAAACAAAUUACAGAAGCCAAAAAAAAGUUACCUGGAAAAAUUAUAUUUUUUGAAGAUCCAAAAUAUAAUAAAAAAAAGGAUCUAAAAUUAUCACAAAAAGAACUUAUAUCCAACGCCUGGGAAAAUAUAAUAAGUCAAUAUAAUAAUUGGUACAAAAAAUCGUCUUAUCAGAAUUUAAUCUGACUAUAAUUUCUUAGAGGAAAUGCAGCGUUAUUAUAAUAUUUGUCUCGAUGUUUCUAACUUAUACUUCAAGUAGUUAUUGUGCAGCAGUUUUCUCGAUAUUUUUUCUUUAAAGUGUUUAACGCUUUAAGAAUGUUUUCUGGAACUUAUCUCUCUUUGUAAAAAAAAAUUUUGGAGCUAUACUCUGAAUUUGUUUAGAUCCGUUUAAAUUGACUUUUUUCUUAAGGUUUCUAAUAAACGCAAAUAAUUUUUAAUAAAAAAACCGAUACAAAGAUGGUGUAUAUUUUCAGUAAACAAUUUUUUUUUUUUUAUGCAAAAAAUAUUCUCGUUUAUUUUGUUGUUUAAAAACAAAUGUAUUUUGGAAAAGUGUUCAUUUUUAUAGUUGGUUUUAAUAUAUGCUAUAAAUAUCCCCUUUAUAUAUUUAAAAAUAUUUAAAAAGAAACAAUGAGAAAUGUAUUUAAAAUUUUUAUACUAAAUAUAUUAAUAAUAUUAUCACUUUCAUUUAGUCUUUUUAAACUUGUGAAACGGUUAUUUUAUCUAUUGUUUACUUAAUUAUUCUAUAUGGAAAAUGCUAACGCAAUAUAAAUAAUUAUUAACUGUUUUUGAAGAAAUUAGAUUUUUCUGAAGUUAAUCCAACCGUUAACUUGAGAUAGAUAAAUGUUUUAGAAAAGAAAAUUUAUGUUAAUUGGUAUGAAUUGGUUGGAUGUACCUCCUUUGGAAUAUUUAAAAUCGAAUCCAGAUUAUCAUUUCAAUAAAGAAAUACAUUUAAAUAAAUCUUCCUACAACAAAAUGACUGAAUGUGAAUUAUCAUUGCACUUUAAUUGUAUAUUGCGUCUGGACACUCUGAAAAACUUAAACGUAGAAAAUUGCAAUUUAAAUGAACUUGAGAAAUGCUUAAACUAUCAUAAGAAGGCGUCAAUUUGCAAAAUCAAUGAUCCCGAUACUCUACACGCCGUUGAUCAAUUGCAAAACGAAAUAAAGUCAGCUUCUGCUAAAAAUAAAAUAUGCAAAAGAAAAUAUUUUAUUCACAAACUUCAAGAUUAUUUUAAAGUUCUAGGAGUUGAAAGUCAGGUUGACGAAGUUGAAUCCUCUGGUGAAGAUGAAAGCGAUGACCUAGAGAACUUAUUUUCUGAAGAGGGUUUUGUAUCGCAAGUUGUCUCUAAUGAAGAUUUAGGCUUCUGGAAAGAAAAGUCCAAACAAAUAAAUAAUGCAAAAAAACGUUUAUUUGGUAAAAUGAUUUUUUUUGAUGAUCGCAAAUACAUUAAACAAAGAAAUCUAUAUAUGAAUAAUUUUAUAAAGAAAGAAUGGAAAAACUUAAUAAGAAGAUAUGCUAAAUGGUUCAAAAGUUUAUAAAAUAAUAGUUAUCAUAACAAUAUGAAGCCACAUAUGGUUUUAAGAGCUUCAUGUUUAGUAGCUUCAAAACAAAAAUGUUUGUUUGACUAUAUGUAAAUUAUUAUUAUUCCUUGUAAUUCAUUAUAUUAUUCAAGUACUCCUUGAAUUUAUUCUUAGAGAUUUGUUUUCGUUUUCAUUUUUCAUAAAUUUAUCAUUAUAGUUUUUCUAAAUCAAGCUGUUAUUGUAUUUAUUCAUAAAUUGUUUUUAUUGAUUUCAUAUAUAUUAAUCUUUUGUGUCUUUCAUUAAUUAUUUAUAUGUUUAUAUUUGUUUUUUUAAUGUAAUAUUGGAAUAGUAAAUGAAAUGUUUAGUUGUGCCGAAAAGUUUCAGACUUGAUGAAGUUAUGUAUGAACGACUUUGGCCAUCAAACUAAGUUUUGAUUGAAUAUAACUAAUGUGGCAAGCCCAGAUAAAAUUUCAUCAAUAAAAUUUCAAAGAAUUUUAUCGAUGCAAUUUUUUCAGUGUACCUUUAAAACGACAUUGGAUAAAUUUAAAAAUUUUUUUCUUGUAAUUUUUUAUGGAAUAAAAUAUUUAUUAUUUUGUCUA
Molecule: messenger RNA, 3134 nt
Organism: Hydra vulgaris (swiftwater hydra)
Lineage: Eukaryota; Metazoa; Cnidaria; Hydrozoa; Anthoathecata; Hydridae
Source: RefSeq, a predicted model, not a curated record